Thunnus maccoyii (southern bluefin tuna) is the source of this 5252-nucleotide messenger RNA. Its product is annotated as ankyrin repeat and BTB/POZ domain-containing protein BTBD11-A. The coding region runs from base 362 to 3442 and encodes 1026 amino acids. The transcript is spliced from 17 exons. Gene Ontology annotation, molecular function: structural constituent of chromatin; DNA binding; protein heterodimerization activity. NCBI's taxonomy places the organism in Eukaryota, Metazoa, Chordata, Actinopteri, Scombriformes, Scombridae. Gene Ontology annotation, cellular component: nucleosome. The record is from RefSeq and is a predicted model, not a curated record.
UGUGUGUGUCAGUCAACGCUGAUGGAGAUGCGGAUUGGCUUGUUUUAGCCCGCGGGGCUCCAGGCCCCUCCUCCCUAUCGGAGUCCUGCCUGUUCUGCGCUUGUUGCAGUGAGCGCCGAGGGUUUGUGCGCUCUCCGGUUACGCGUAUGAAGUUGUGGACAAGAGGAGAUCGAAGACAUCCAGCCACUUAGAGAAGGAGGAAAGUAAAAGGCUCACUUCUGUCGUUUCACUCAUUUAUGUUUUUUCAUGCGGGGAAUAUACAGUUAAGCCCUCGGACAGCGGCUGAACACCGAAAACACCAAAACGAGUUUGUGGCAUUUAAUUGAGAGACCAAGCAUACCCAACAGUAUGCGGUGCAGUUAUGGCAGGCAAUGGUAAGACAGUCGUGAGGACGCUGGAGGAUUUAACGCUUGAUUCUGGUUAUGGUGGAGCCGCGGACUCGGUCAGAUCGUCCAGCGUGUCGCUGUGCUGCUCCGACACGCAUCAGUCCUUUCCGCAUGGGGGCAACUGCUGGCAUCUGACGGAAUCCAUGCAUAGCAGACAGAACAGUUUGGACACAGUCAACACCGUCCUGGCGGAGGACACGGAGAUACUGGAGUGCUCGGGUCAGUGCGCCAAGCUGCCCGAGCUGGAGGACGUGCCAUGGAGCCUCGGCGAGGUGGAGGGCGCACUGAGGAAAGACGAGGAGCUGAUGGUAGGCAACCCGCCACCCGAGGUCCUGGCGCGGCUAUCGGCUCUCAUCAGCCGCGCGCUGGUGAGGGUGGCCCGGGAGGCGCAGCGGCUCAGCCUGCGCUACGCCAAGUGCACCAAGUAUGAGAUCCAGAGCGCCAUCAAGGUGGUGCUCUCAUGGACCAUCUCCGUCAACUGCAUCACGGCGGCUCUCAGCGCCCUUUCCCUCUACAACAUGAGCACCGGGGACAAGUUCAGCCGAGGCAAGUCGGCGCGCUGCGGGCUGGUCUUCUCCGUGGGGAAGUUCUUCAGGUGGAUGGUUGAUAGUCGGGUGGCCCUCAGGAUCCACGAACACGCUGCCAUAUACCUCUCCGCCUGCAUGGAGAGUCUGUUCAGAGAGGUGUUCAGCCGCGUCCUGCGCAGCGCGCUGGUGGAGAGGGACAACGGGGUCCCCAAGUUUACGCUGGAGUCACUGGAGCAAGCCAUCAACAACGACUCGGAGAUCUGGGGUCUGCUGCAGCCCUACCAGCAUCUCAUAUGUGGCAAGAAUUCAAGUGGUGUGCUGAGCCUGCCGGAGAGUUUGAACCUGCACCGGGAUCAGCAGCGCUCGGGGAGAGGCAGCGAGGGUCACGGCUACUCCCAGGCCGAGCUCCGCACGCUGGAGCAGUCGCUGCUCGCAACGCGGGUGGGCAGCAUCGCUGAGCUGAGUGAUUUGGUGUCCCGGGCCAUGCACCACCUGCAGCCACUGCACAUCAAGAACCCCAGCAAUGGGACUCCAGUCCACCAGAAGACCAACACCACAGUGCACUGGGAGCCCGAAGCCCUCUACACCCUGUGUUACUUCAUGCAUUGCCCACAGAUGGAAUGGGAGAACCCAAAUGUUGAGCCCUCCAAAAUCACCUUACAUACUGAGAGGCCGUUCCUGGUACUUCCUCCGCUGAUGGAGUGGAUUCGGGUGGCGGUCGCCCACACUGAACAUCGACGAAGCUUCUCUGUGGACAGCGAUGAUGUGAGGCAGGCUGCCAGGCUGCUGCUACCCGGUGUGGACUGUGAACCACGACAAAUAAAAGCCGAGGAUUGUUUCUGUGCCACCAGAAAGCUGGAUGCAGCCUCCACAGAGGCCAAGUUCCUGCAGGAUCUGGGCUUCAGGAUGCUGAACUGCGGACGGACGGACUUGGUCAAGCAGGCCGUGAACCUGCUGGGGCCUGAUGGUAUUAACAGCAUGAGCGAACAGGGAAUGACCCCUCUCAUGUACGCCUGUGUCCGCGGCGAUGAGGCCAUGGUCCAGAUGCUGCUUGACGCCGGGGCCGACAUCAACAGCGAGGUGCCAAGCACAGUAAACAAGCACCCCUCAGUUUAUCCUGAAACGCGCCAGGGGACGCCACUCACUUUCGCCGUGUUACACGGACACGUCCCUGUCGUGCAGUUGUUGCUGGAUAAUAGCGCAAAUGUGGAGGGCGCCCUGCAGGAUGGGGCGGAGAACUACACAGAGACCCCGCUUCAGCUGGCCGCCGCUGCAGGUAACUUUGAGUUGGUGAGUUUGCUUUUGGAGAGAGGGGCAGACCCCAUGAUCGGGACCAUGUGUCGAAACGGCAUCUCCUCUGCCCCACUGGGAGACAUGAACUCAUACAGCCUGGCAGCAUCACACGGCCACAGGAAUGUGUUUCGGAAGCUCCUGUCCCAGUCGGAAAAGGAAAAGGGGGAUGUGCUGUCCCUGGAGGAGAUCCUGGCCGAGGGUACAGAUCCCAGGGAGAAGACUUUGGCUCCGCAUGCCAAUGGUGGAGGGACCCUGCGAACAGGAAAGGCCAAGCUGAGGGCCCUGAGAGAGGCCAUGUACCAUAGCGCAGAGCACGGCCAUGUGGACAUCACCAUAGACAUCCGCAGCUUAGGCGUUCCCUGGACGCUGCACACCUGGCUCGAGUCCCUGCGUACCUGCUUCAUCCAGCACCGCCGGCCGCUGAUCCAGGGCCUCCUCAAAGACUUCAGCUGCAUCCAGGAGGAGGAGUACACAGAGGAGCUCAUCACGCACGGCCUGCCGCUCAUGUUCCAGAUCCUGCGAGCCAGCAAGAAUGAGGUGAUAAGCCAGCAGCUGUCAGUCAUUUUCACCCAGUGCUACGGGCCCUUCCCCAUUCCUAAGCUGACAGAGAUCAAGAAGAAACAGACCUCGCGCUUAGACCCUCACUUCCUCAACAACAAGGAGAUGUCUGAUGUCACUUUCCUGGUGGAGGGGAAACCAUUUUAUGCACAUAAGGUUUUGCUGUUUACAGCAUCAGCCAGGUUCAAGUCGCUGCUCCAAAACCGACCAGCAGCAGAGAACACCUGUAUUGAGAUCAGCCAUGUCAAGUACAAUAUAUUCCACUUGGUUAUGCAGUAUCUGUACUGUGGAGGCACCGAAUCCUUGCAUAUACGCAACACUGAAGUUAUGGAGCUCCUGUCUGCAGCCAAAUUCUUCCAACUAGAGGCCCUUCAGAGACACUGUGAGAUCAUCUGCUCCAAGAACAUCACCACCGAAACCUGUGUGGACCUCUACAAACACGCCAAGUUCCUUGGUGCCACGGAGCUUACGGCUUUCAUCGAGGGCUAUUUCCUGAAGAACAUGGUGCUGCUGAUUGAGCUCGACGGCUUCAAGCAGCUGCUGUACGAUCCUCCUCCCGCCGAGAGCCCCGCGUCAAGCCCCGGCGUCUGCUCCGACAUCCUCUACGACCUGGAGAAAACUCUGGCCACGCGCAUCCACUCCAUCCACCUCUCCACCUCCAAGGGCUCCGUGGUGUGACGUCGUCCCGCUCCGGAGCCCCUCCGAUCCAGCCACAGCAUCCAUGUAACACCACUUUUAACAUCCAGUGUCUUUAACUAUACAGCCCCGUCCACCUGUCCUGGCCCCCCCUGCUGCUGAAGAGGAGCUGUCGGAUGUCGUUAUGUCAGGGAUUCCCUUUAAUUCCGCCUGUUGCAGCUCCCUGAGGGGACGUUAAUGUUGGCAUACGUGACAAAACCAGAGAGAGAACUUUCUCGCCUUGUCAGAGGUUUGAACUCUGUUGUCCCAACGGCUCCCACUGAUCACUUCACACCCCACCAGUAUCUGAAACUGUAAGCAAAACAGACUCGACCCAACAGUAUCACUUAGACCUAGCCGUGAUUAUGAAACUUUCUACUGUAUUUCAUAUAGGAUACAUGCAUGAAAUACACACUGUACACCUUUUUUUUUUUGGGCUUAAAAAGGUAGAUUAGAAUUUUAACUCAAUAAUUCAAUAAAAGCAGCUUUUUCAUCAUCUCAGAUAUGAGACUUCAGUUUACAAAUCACUUAAUGGAAGUGGAUGCCACUGCAGUGAAGUCACCUGUAGUAUAAGUUUGACACAUGCCAAAAUAUACUCCUACUAUACAAUCAAUAAAAAUAACAAUAAGUGAUUAGUAGCAAUGCCAGCAGACGGACAUUUAGGUGGAACUGAACUUAUUUGCAUUUCUUUCUGUCAGUUCUGUGUCGGAUACGUUUCACUGUGUUAUCUACUGUGUGCAGAGGCCAAACUGAUCACACGAACUUCCACCGUGGCCGACACUGCAGCGCCGAUUCAACUUACUAAAACGGCCCACUCAGUGAAAUCUAUGCUGACGUAUGCUUGAAACAUGGAUGUCCAACUGGGAAAUUAACUUGUGAUAACUCCACGAACACUGUCGACUUUUUUUGCAUGACACCUCCUCAACUGAGCUGCCCUGAUAUUGCUUUUUAUGCAGAGCUUACUUCACGGACCACUUUCGCAAGGGGGAAGUAAGGGAAAAACGCUGCUUAUUAACUUUCUAUCCACUGCAAAACAGACUUGAGCGGGCUUGGAGAUGGAUUUCGAUGGCAGGGACUUUCUCUUUAAAGAUAUUUAAAGCAAAGUGUAAAUACGUCCUGAAAAGUCAUCGUGCUGUUUAUUCUUUUUUGUAAACUGAUAUACAGUAUUCUCCUACACUCGCUUGGCUGAUGACACCAGUCUCAUUGAAUGUGCUCCCUGAACAGUUUGUUCUAGCUGUAUGUCUUAUGCAAAGUUGCAUGUUUGAUCUGUUUGUAUGACUCCGUUUUCCGCUUUAGGUGUGCUUUCUGUGUAGAUUGGUAGGGCUGAGUAGGUUGUUGAUUGUUCAGAAACCAGUUGAAAGGAGUUUUCCCCAUUUCUGACACAUUCCAAAUUAUCAAGGUCAACCACAAGACCCUUUUUGUUUUAGACUUCAAUAACAUCUCUCAAUAACAUAACUUCUGUGAAAGAAAAGGCCAAAUUCCCGCACACUGUCAGCACGGAGUUUAGAAACUCUCCCGGAUGAAUCAUCAGUACAAAAGAUACAACAAGACUAUGUACAAUAACACUUUAGGGGAGAAGUUACCUAUAAUUCCCAAGGUGCAUUUGGGCAAGAAACACCCAAUCAUCAAGCUUAAAAUGAUCUUAGAGUAAACUGCUAAUGUUGGAUUGAAGGUAAACUUUACUAAUUUUAGAAUGUGCAGCUUCAAUUAAUUUGAAUUCUGGGUGAAUUGUGGAUGAAUUUAGCAUCUGUGGUGCCACAUUUUGUUCACAAAUUCAUUACGAAGCGUUUUGAAUAAACUAUCAUGCCUCUGA